GGCCUUCUCUGCUAAAGGGGAACAAUUGAUAUCAAUUCAAUCGAGACUGGAGGAGAAUUUCAGAACAACAAACAGGCAUCAUCCAGUUCCAACCCUGGUGGCGGGACUUCGAUGCCUGGGACAGGCAAUGAAAGAAAAAGAAACUAGCUUAGAACGCCUAGGCCUCUGA
Acaulospora colombiana is the source of this 169-nucleotide messenger RNA. Lineage: Eukaryota; Fungi; Glomeromycota; Glomeromycetes; Diversisporales; Acaulosporaceae. The record is from the annotation of a GenBank genome assembly.